Molecule: messenger RNA, 3694 nt
Organism: Polyodon spathula (Mississippi paddlefish)
Lineage: Eukaryota; Metazoa; Chordata; Actinopteri; Acipenseriformes; Polyodontidae
Gene: cmtr2
Product: cap methyltransferase 2
Exons: 2
Coding region: 166-2472 (768 amino acids)
Biological process (GO): 7-methylguanosine mRNA capping
Cellular component (GO): cytoplasm; nucleus
Molecular function (GO): methyltransferase cap1 activity
Source: RefSeq, a predicted model, not a curated record
UAGACGUAGCUGUAAACUUCAUUUAAUUUUUUUCCCCAGUUUUAUGUAAGCGUGUUAUUUACGCUGUUGCUGAACAAACCAAGGCACGGCACAACAGGUAAAGGGAUGACCGCGAUUUCUUUACAUUCCUAUUAAAAAAGGCGUAAGAAAGGGAAAUAAGUGAAAAUGAGCAGAGGCCGGGGAGUAAGAAAAAAGUUUGCUGUGGAUCAUCUGGAAAAAAACCUUGAAGAAUUCAGCCCAGAUAUUCUUAAUGAAGUCAAAGAACUCUUCUGCAAAAUUGUUACAUAUGCUAAACCACCCUCCGGGGAAUGGCUUAUCCCAGACCCCAACGAAGCCCUAAAGUACGAGCUCCAAAAGGACGAGAGACUCCAGGCUCUCAAAGAGUCUCUGAAUGAAGUUAAAAAUCAACUCAGCGACAAGAACCUUGAAGUGUGGCAUCGGCACACCAGCUUUACCAACAAGGCUGGCAAGGUCAUCUCCCAUGUGAGGAGCAUGGUUAACGCUGAAAUAUGCACCCAGGCAUGGUGCAAGUUCUAUGAAAUCCUGGGCACCUUCCCCCUGCUUCCCGAACAGGCCCUUCGUAACGGCGAGCUCAACUCUGUGCAUCUCUGCGAGGCACCUGGUGCUUUCAUCGCCAGCCUGAACCACUACCUCAAGUCCAACUCUCUGCACUGUGACUGGACCUGGGUGGCCAACACUCUUAACCCCUACCAUGAGGCCAACGACAAUGGCAUGAUGAUAAUGGACGACCGGCUCAUUGCCAACACCCUGCCCUGGUGGUUCUUUGGCUCUGACGAUACCGGUGAUAUCAUGAUCCAGAAGCACCUGCUGGAACUGCAACACUUCACCAAGAGCAUGCGCUCCAUUGACUUGGUCACGGCAGAUGGCAGUUUCGACUGCCAGGGUAACCCAGAUGAACAGGAAGCGAUAGUGGCGCCAUUGCACUAUUGCGAGGCUGUCAGUGGUUUGAUGCUGCUCAGCACUGGUGGCUCCUUUGUUUUAAAGAUGUUCACCUUGUAUGAGUAUUCUUCUGUCUGUCUGCUUUACCUCCUAAACUGCUGCUUCAAAACUGUCCAUGUUUUUAAGCCUGCAACUAGCAAAGCCGGUAACUCUGAAGUGUAUGUAGUGUGUGUGGAGUACACUGGGAAAGAAGCUGUGAGGCCUUUGCUCUCCAAAAUGAUACGGAACUAUGGCAAAGAUAUAGCCAACCAAGCCCUCUUUCCCAAACAUUUAAUCCCAGAAUCCUUUUGGAAGCAACACCAAGAAUGCUGUGCCUUCUUCCAUAGACACCAGGCUAACACUAUCAAUGAGAACCUUCGCUUGUUUUGCUGUAUGAAUGAGGAACAAACCCAAAGGCUGAAUCUGCUACGGGACUGUGCCGCAGAGUUCUACCUGCAGAGGUUUCAGGUACAAUACCUCCACAGAAGCAAAUGGCUUUCCAAAAACGCCCUUCCUGGCUGCAAUCUGAACAGUAAAUUAUUUGGCCAUAGGAAGCAGGUUGGUUCGUUCAACGAAAGGAAGGAACUGGAGACACUGGCCUGGAAGGAUAAGGUGGAAAGAGGAUAUUAUAGAGCUUUUAUUGAAGAGCAUGUUUUGUGUGGUUUUGGCAACAACUGUGUGUUGAGAGGACCGGCAAGUGAUGCAGAAUUUGAGUCCUGGUACGUCUUGGUUGGACAAAAACUACCCAAGGUCAGGAGCUCACCUUUUUGUGAAAUGGACUUGUUGAAUUACCUGAACGAAGCCAUAGAACAGACUGCAGUAACCAGGCUUGAGGAUGCCUCCUUCGCUGCACCAGUCUCAAAGCCCUGCAGCACCUGCCUUGUUUUAACAGCUGAGCUUGUAAUGUCAGAGGUGUCAAGUCUGAUUCGGGGCCAGUUCACAUUCACUGCUUUAGAAAGGGUUGACCAAUGCCUUGUUGUGGGUUGUCCAUUUUUUUUCAGCAGUACCAAACAGUCAAAUCCUCUCAGCGUGCAGUUUUCUGAAGCACCACCUUGCCCUGCAGUGGACCACAUGACGCUUCACGAUGGAGACCCAAAGUACCAGCAAGACCUCCUGUACUGCAUCCUGUGCUCCUUGGACAAACUCCAGGCUGGUGGAUCAUUCAUUCUUCCCAUUUUCUCGUCCUUUACUCGUUUCACAGCAGGGUUGAUACUGGCUCUUCACCAGUGCUUUCACUUUAUAACCUUUAGGUGCCCAACCUCAUCUGAUGCUCUGGGAACAAUUGCUGUCUUGCUAUGCAUCGGUUACCAGCUCCCCAGUCAAAAACUCAUUGGUUUUUUGCAGCAGAUGCAUGACUUGAUGUUGGCCGCUCUGAAACCAGGCUCUCAGCAAGUACUGCAGUUUGUGCCAAUGGAGAUACUGCUGAAAGGGUCAUUGCCUGAGUUUUUAUGGACCAUGAACACAUCAAUCACAAAGCACAGGCUGCAUUUAUUGUUUCAGUCUGACCAGCAGUCACUGAUGGUGACUAGUUAGAUAUUGGAGAGAUCCACCACGGUUACUGCAGCUGUUAGAGGUGUUUAUUUCAACCGACACUAAAAUGAGCUUCCUAUAAUCAUUUGGAGAGGCUAUUUGUGUUAUAUAAUGAGGCUGUUUUUUCAUUAAACUGUUGGUGAAGAGAAUAAGAGAAGAACAUAUAUAUAAUAUGCAAUUGCAAACACAUUAUAAAAGUGAUGAAUGAGUGUUUGCUGUUAAGUGGUUUAUUCAGUCAUGCUAUGGCAACCCUGAUGAUAGAGGGAUUGUCGGUAAUUUUUUGAGAAAACCGUUAAUUUUGUUUUGAGCAAACUUGUGAAUGAACACUGCAUUUCCUUGUUAACUUCAGUGUUUUGGAUUUGCACUAGGCACUGUAACAUUUCAGAAGUUUUUUCCUACUGAGGUUUGACAGGACAGGGUUAUAGAUGCUUAUAAAAUAGAUAAUAGAUUUGUGAAGAUGUUUGUUUGGUUUUUUUAUUGUUCAGACAGUGAGCCCUCCUGUAACAGUAGGGACACACCCAUUACAGAUGCUGCUGUAAACUCCCAGAGAGUACUUAAGUUAGAACAUCUGUUGUAGUUUUAUUUUAUAGGAGGGGGUCAAUAUUUCAUUCAAGCAGUGACUUAUAAUUGUGUCAAUUUGUGUGCAUAUAUUAAGAGUAAUCCACUACAACAUUGCUGUAAUAGUUAUAUCUUAAAUGUUCUUUAAAAAAAAAAAAGUAUAUUUGCACUUCGCAAAUGGUCAUGUUUGUAUAUCAGUUAAGAAAGGUUAUGCAGUAUGCCUGCAUGGCACAGCACAUUGUGCCUGAUUGGGUGGAGGGGACCACAGUUUAAAAAUGAAUUUGAGUCUCUGCAUCUCUCUGUAUGUAAGUGGUGUGAUGGCCAGGGCAGAUAAAAACUGGACCGACGAAAGGUACUGUGCACGACUGACCCGGUAAGUGAAAUCCUCAUGGAGAUUUAGAAAUUCAGUGCAUCACGUCUAAUGUACAGUAGUAGAAUGCAACUAUUAUUUUUGUCAAGAUUGUUUGGCAUCUAACCAGUCUUUUAAAGAGAUGUUUGCUUUAUCAGGAUUGCUUAGAAAGCUGUGCUUCUUAUUGCCAUACUGUAUUUUCAUUUGUAAUCCCAUUUUUUUCUUUUUUUUUUUUAAGAUGUUUUGGGCAAAUAUAAUGUGUGAAGUACAGUAACCCCUCCUGUUUUUUUUUUUGUUCUGUCCAACUGUGUACAUAAU